This is a messenger RNA of Aureobasidium pullulans EXF-150, 552 nucleotides long. RefSeq lists its product as uncharacterized. The record is from RefSeq and is a predicted model, not a curated record. The transcript is spliced from 3 exons. NCBI's taxonomy places the organism in Eukaryota, Fungi, Ascomycota, Dothideomycetes, Dothideales, Saccotheciaceae. The coding region runs from base 77 to 514 and encodes 145 amino acids.
CUUCUUCAAAAUAUUCGUUCACAAGUGUGCUUUUUCUGCCGGUUUCGCUGGAGAAUAACUGCAUGCUUUGUUGUGGAUGUCGGAUAUUACAGAGUCAGGUACAUACAUGGUGAUCGAGCUCCAGCAUAUGGUCGCACCUCCCUUCUUGUGCUCCAAGUCUCUUUGCAUCAACAAGAAAAGGCUGCGCCAAGCUAUAGGUCUACGAUAUCUUCACAGCCUAGUCUCUCAAGUCAAAUUGCAAAGACAGUGCACUCACAAGAUGCAAAGCUGUGAUACGCCUUUGCAGAUUAUCCGCUCUCAGGUCAAACACUGCAACGAAACGAAGCAAGAGCUAGUAACAAUGUUCACUCCCGAUGAUUCAAGCCAUCACUUCUUGCAAGAUAUCACUGGACAUAUAUUCUCGAAUCAAUGGAAAAGCGUAAAGCCACUCUGCAAAGGAGAAAGAAAAGUUAUUACUCGCGAAAGAGAAAACUUGGUGACAGAUAUGUUGGCAAUUAAAGAAGUGUGGUUCUAAGGCUGUCUUCAGAGAUCUUAAACAUCGAAGGGAAGGAG